AUGCCGGCCGCCAAGGGCCCUAGAUUGCCGUGCAGGCUGCCUAUGCGUGCAACCCAAGGCGCAACGGGGGUUCCGCCAAAGGACCGUCUCAUGGCUUGGCUGCCUUCGAUUGACGCUUCUCGCUAUUACAUGCAUACCAUGGCUCACGUUGACACUGGUGACCAGGCCGCCCGCAUGACUGGCUGGCAUCAGUCUGGUCCUGAUGUCUAUUGGACCAGUCCACUCAUGUCUGCCAGUGGUGGGCUCCUCCCUCACUGUCACGGUCUCGCUGACUCAUGGGCAAAUGCCAAGAUGGUCUCGAUGUUUGUUUCGAUGUCCGAGUCAUCGUCAAAGGGCCACGAGGAGCCAAGAGACAUGGAACUUGGCAACUCGGCUUAG
Colletotrichum higginsianum IMI 349063 is the source of this 378-nucleotide messenger RNA. RefSeq lists its product as uncharacterized. Lineage: Eukaryota; Fungi; Ascomycota; Sordariomycetes; Glomerellales; Glomerellaceae. The record is from RefSeq and is a predicted model, not a curated record. The transcript has a single exon. Bases 1 to 378 code for a protein of 125 amino acids.